Molecule: messenger RNA, 1929 nt
Organism: Cyanidioschyzon merolae strain 10D
Lineage: Eukaryota; Rhodophyta; Bangiophyceae; Cyanidiales; Cyanidiaceae
Product: similar to heterogeneous nuclear ribonucleoprotein H3, isoform a
Exons: 1
Coding region: 1-1929 (642 amino acids)
Cellular component (GO): ribonucleoprotein complex
Molecular function (GO): nucleic acid binding
Source: RefSeq, a predicted model, not a curated record
AUGGCGAGUACUGGACCUGAUUAUUUGUUGUUUCUCGAUAUUCAGCGACUAUUUGGGGAUCGGGGUGCUUCUGAAGUCUUCCGUCUCGCGUGGCUGGUUGGUGAUCGGCGCGCACGCGUUCUCGAUGCCAAGCAGCUGUACGUGCGACCGGUCUCAGCUGCACUACGUCAGCGUCUGCGAUCGCUCUUGCAGCCUUCGGAUGCCGGGGCGGAGCGUAUUGUAGAGGCACUCGAGGCGGAGAGUGACAGGCGAGGCGUAUAUCCUGUACUCAUCAGUAACGAUAUUGCAGUCAUGUAUAACUUAGUCGAUGCAAUCGAGGAGCUGGCCGCUUAUUCGCGUCAAGCUUUUGUACAGUAUGAUCGUCGAUUUGGGACCGUGGUCGCUAGCAAGGGAAUUCUGAUGCAGCUUGUACACGACUUGGAACAGCAGCUGCUCCAACAGGCGGCAGUAGGACCCGAAUCCGAGACGGUCAUUCGGAACUCGCUCGAUUUGGUAUUAGGGGACUACUACAUAUGUCCAGUGCGCAGCGCCGUCGGUGCAGAUGCGUUUGCAGCCUGCCGAGAAAUGCAUACACGAUUCGCCCAAGACGGAGGCAUGUUUAUCCCGGAACACUUUUCUUGGAAUAGUGGACUCAUGCGAUCGAUGCCGCGAAACGGAUACGCCUCGGGUACAUUGCCAUACAUUGGAGCGGAUAUGAUGGUGGGUGGCAGCUCAUGGCCCGGAGCAUUCAUGCCUGCACAAAGCGUGGCCAUGGGCAUUCCUGCGCAAAUGCCACCCGUGAGGAGCCACCGAGAUGCGCUUGGCAUCGGAACGCCAUUUGCCGGUGGCGAAUUGCUGGGGACAGCAAGUACCGCUCGAGCACCACAGUCAGUGGUUAUCCCGUCCUCGACCGCUAGUGCGGCAAGCACUGUAGCACCGGCAACACCGGUAGGCAGCGUCGUGCGCCUACGAGGCUUGCCAUGGUCUGCGACUACGCGUGACGUUGCUGAAUGGAUUCGACAGCCGCCCGCGAAGGCCACGAUGGGUGCAGACUCGUCCUUAUUGGAGGAUUUCAUUCGCCGCCCGCUGCAGGUUCUCCCCGGAGGCAUUGUGUUCGUCUACAAUCACCAGGGGCGCAAAACUGGCGAGGUCUUCGUUCAGUUUGCCUCUCCAGAAGAUGCCUCACGAUGCCUCCACAAGCACGAGGAUCGCAUGGGCCAUCGCUAUAUUGAAGUUUUCCUGUCAUCACACCAGGACAUGUGGAAUCUACUCAGCCGCUACGAGGCAAAAAGGGCCGCCCUCGGUCUAGGAGCAGCCGGGAGCCCCGCAGCAACCAGUGGGGCACAAGUACGAAACGGUAACCGCACGGAUCGUGAGCUGGGGUUGAGCCCAGCUAACGUAUCCCAGCAAGCGAGCGCGGUAGCGAUGGGUGUCCCGCUUCGUCAACCAGGCGACUGGACGCCAAGUUCGGCGACAUUCCGGCCCGAGAUGGUGUCGCACACACCACCGGAAGGGCUUGCGCCUGUCGUCCAGGCUGGAACUUCAGCAUCUACUCGUGAAGGCCCCAUGGACCUGAUGUCGGCGACACAGUCUCCUUGUCUGCGUCUUUCGGGAGUCGAUGCCACCGUCACAGAGCGUGACGUGCAUCGUUUCAUAGCCCCGUUCCAGCUGGAUACCAGCCAAGGUGCAAGCAUACUCGCUUGCUUCGCUGAUCAUGGGGUCAGAGUGCCUCCGGGGACCACAAUCCCUCCGGUCUUCACGGUGCGCAACAGCACCGGUCAACCGAGUGGUGAAUUCACCCUCGUUUUUCAAAACGUAUCGGAGCGAGAUCGAGCCCUUUGCAAGUCGGGGCAAUUGCUGGGAUCCCGUCCAGUCAAACUCUCCAGCAUUUCUUGUUUCGAACUCGCUGCCGCCUUGGGUAUACUUGGAAUCACUAGAGCUGGGGUGUAA